Messenger RNA from Apus apus (common swift), 3331 nucleotides. RefSeq names its product E2F transcription factor 4 (gene E2F4). Gene Ontology annotation, cellular component: RNA polymerase II transcription regulator complex. Gene Ontology annotation, molecular function: protein dimerization activity; DNA-binding transcription factor activity, RNA polymerase II-specific; RNA polymerase II cis-regulatory region sequence-specific DNA binding. Lineage: Eukaryota; Metazoa; Chordata; Aves; Apodiformes; Apodidae. The record is from RefSeq and is a predicted model, not a curated record. The transcript has 10 exons. Bases 2 to 1186 code for a protein of 394 amino acids. Gene Ontology annotation, biological process: regulation of transcription by RNA polymerase II.
CAUGGCGGAGAGCGGGCCGCAGCCCCCCGGGGCCGGCAGCGGGGCGGCGGGGGCCCCCAGCCGCCACGAGAAGAGCCUGGGCUUGCUGACCACCAAGUUCGUCUCGCUGCUGCAGGAGGCGAAGGACGGAGUCCUCGACCUGAAGCUGGCUGCAGACACCUUGGCUGUGCGACAGAAGCGACGGAUCUACGAUAUCACCAACGUCCUGGAAGGCAUCGGGCUGAUCGAGAAGAAAUCCAAGAACAGCAUCCAGUGGAAAGGGGUGGGUCCUGGCUGCAACACCCGUGAAAUAGCUCACAAGCUGAUCGAGCUGAAGGCAGACAUAGAGGACCUGGAGCAGCGGGAGCAGGAGCUGGAGCAGCAGAAGAUGUGGGUUCAGCAGAGCAUCAAAAACGUGACAGAAGAUGUGCAGAACAGUCGGUUAGCUUAUGUGACACAUGAAGACAUCUGCAAGUGCUUCACAGGUGACACCCUCCUGGCCAUUCGAGCCCCCUCAGGCACACGUUUGGAGGUUCCCAUCCCAGAGGGCCUGAAUGGGCAGAAGAAGUAUCAGAUCCAUCUGAAGAGCACGAGCGGUCCCAUUGAUGUUCUCUUGGUGAACAAAGAUGCCUGCAGCUCUCCUCCUGUCGUCCUGCCUGUCCCUCCCCCUGAAGACCUCCUCCAGUGCCAGGCAGUUGCCCCCUCCAAGCCUCAGAUCCCCCCACUCACCCACUUCCAGGAGGCAUCUGUUCCCAGCACCACCCGGCCCUCCACCCCCACCCCCACCACCACGCAGGACCACGGCCCUCCUGCCCAGAAGGCCACCAGCACAGAAUGUGUCCCAGCAGCAGAGUCCAAGAGCACUGGUGACUUUGACCCCUUGGGUGACCCAGGGUUGGACACCCAGCCCCUCCAGUCCUCUGCCUCCCUGGACAGCAGCUCCGUCCUGCCCAGCCCCUCUGCCUCCUUCGAGCCCAUCAAGCCUGACCCCACUGGAAUACUGGAACUGCCCAAAGAGCUGUCAGAGAUGUUUGAUCCAACAAGAGAAUGUAUGAACUCUGAGCUGCUGGAAGAGCUGAUGACCUCUGAAGUGUUUGCUCCCUUGCUCCGCCUCUCCCCGCCCCCUGGAGAUCACGACUACAUCUACAACCUGGACGAGAGUGAAGGUGUCUGUGACCUCUUCGACGUGCCUGUGCUCAACCUCUGACUGCUGCCUGUGGCUGUGACCCGGCCAACACCGACUGUUUUGUAACUCUCUGGAAAAAGUGUCUAUUUUUGGAUCCCUUUUGUGCUAGAGCUCCAGAACUGAGCGAUUCAGAGGUGCCCUCCUUUGGACUCAGAACCAAGAGAUGUGGACGUGCAGGCUGGGAGCCUCCCCACAGCUUCUUCCUCUCCCUCGGCUGCACGUCUGAGCUCCACGUGCAGCUCAUCCCACCGUGUCUCUCCCUCUCCACUGGAUCCUGGGCCACCCUUCAAAGGGUCUGUCUUCUGAGUGUGCCCAGGUCACCUGCAGAGUUUGCCCCUGUGCCUCUCUUGAGCUUCCUCAAAAUCUGCAUGCCUUUGGUUUUUUUCCUGCACUCCCAGAGGCACUUUGCACCUCCUAGGUACCAGCUGCUCCAAGGAGCCCUAAUUCCAUGGUCAGUUGACAAGUAGGUAGCUAGAUAUCUCCAUGGGAGUGGUUCAGGUUUGGGGUGGUUACAUUGCUGAGCAACAAGGAGGAGGGAAAAGGAAAAACAAAAAAAAGGCACCAAAGUGUCUCUGUUUCUUCCAGUGACUCCAGACCAAGCUAGGAUGUUUUACAAGGAAAAAAAAAAAAAAAAAGGAAAAAAAAGCAAAAAAAAGCACUUUUUUUUAGCCAGCUGUGCCUCCUAGUGGGACUCAGGAGUUGAGCAUUCCUGGUAGGACCCAGGGGCUGAGUGUUUCCCUGCUUGUGCCUCAGCAGGAGCACUGUCACCAGUGUCACCAGCCUGCUGAUGUGUGGGCCCAGGGGCUCCAGCUCCUUGUUCAGCAGCUGUGCUGUUCUGCAGGGCUAAAGAAGAGGUGCCAGUAUGGUUUUAUUUUUUAUUUUUAUGUGUUUUGGUGUUUGUUUUUUUUUUUUCUGAGUGAUGUUUGAAAGGAUGAGACUGCUCCAGCUGGUGCCUGCAAGGUACUCCAGGUCCAUCAGAGCCUGCUCAUACUUGCCAGUAGCUGUCUUCUCCAACCAUUGCACUUGAGCCUUCAACUGGCCAAAUGGUGACCAAGCAGUAACAAUCCAGUAGUAAUUUCCCAUGACAAGUUAUGUAGGUGUUGUCAAAAUAGUGCUUUUUUUCCUCCCCUCUUUUCUCUCUGAUCAUCUGCUCAGGAUCAGGUUUCCUGUACAUCUGAGUUUGCUCCUCCAGUGUCCGUAGCCACACUCCCCACUCCUGAUCCUGGGGCAGGUCUCUCUUUAGGGUGAUGUUUUCUCUGCAUCAUUUUUCCCUGUUGGGUCCCCUGCUGUGUUCAGGUGGGGCCAGUCUUGGACCCUCUGCAGUUGGACUCAAACGCCCUGAUGGGUUUCUGUUGGAUUUUGCAAGCCCCCAGGUGCUUUCUUGGUCAGGUGCUGUAUUUGGGUGUCUUCAGUUUUGCACAUCGUCCUGCCCACGGGCUGGAAGCAGCUUCUCCCACCAUCCCUGCUCCUGAAGAGAGGGCCAGGACACUGGCUGCCCAUUGCAGGGAGGUGGUUUGUAGCCAUCUCCAUAGCCCACUGUGGGUGUUUCACUUCUCCACUUGGCUGCUCACCACCAGCGAGCCCCACAACCAGCUUGGGGUGCAGGGUCCUCAAUUCUUGGAGCCCACGGGGGUGAGAACACGAUUUCCUUGGGACCUGCGUCCUCCAGGUGGCUCCUUGGGGUGUCCCAUUCUCGGUGGGAACUCUUCCAGAAGGGCUGUUCCUCUCUGCAGCCCCGGCAUCCCCUCUGGGAAGGAAUUCAGGAGGACCGAGGGGAUGCUCUGCAGUGGGACCCCACCAGGGGGAGAAGUCCCAGCCCUGCUGGAGCCAGCCCAGCCUUCCCCCUUGGCAGGGAAGUGGAUCCAGACCCCUCAGCCCAGGGCUUUCCUGCAGCUCCACCUCCGUGUUCUGCCAGACCCUCACCCUCCUUCCAAGCGUUUGUCUUCACCUCCAGUUCGACCACCUUCCCAGAAAAUAAAAUAAAAAAAGGACACCUACUGAAAAAGCAACAUUGACAGCUGCAGAUGAACUUGGAUUCCUAUAUAAAGAUUAUUUUUAUACUUUUUUUUUUUUUUUUUUGCAAGGAAAGAAAAUUGCCUGUAAUAUUUGUACAGUGUUCUCUGAUGUGAAUAAACACCAAAAAAAAAAGAAAAAAAAGAAAACUAA